AUGAGCAGUUCAAGCGUCUAUGAGGAAGACGAAGAGGGAUCCGAGUCCGAUGUCGAGGCCAGAUAUUCCAGCACGAAGCUUUCUGCCUCUUCCCCUCGGAACGACGAAUACAAUAGCUACAAUUCAGCGGAACCCGAGGGAAACACUCCUCCCGAAGUAUUACCCAGAGCUUCGCGGGGAACAAGAGCUCAGAUACUAGAUACUCUUCGCACAUCACUUGGAAUAGAAGCCGUCAACGCAUACACCAAUGUGCUUGCCGAAACAGCCGAUUCUACCGUGUCCUCCGAUGUCCGCAAUGAGAACUACAAUGCCACCCAGAACGGCGUCGUGAUAUGGACUCCCCAAGAGAAGGAAACUUUAUUCAAUAUACUUGACAAGAAGAGUAAAAACGGAAUACCGGAGAUCGCACAGGCGAUUGGCUCGAAGUCCGAGUUGGAAGUCCAGCAACAUUUAAAACUCCUACACAAAGGGCUCGAGCGGCAGCAUCUUCGGGAUCGCCAUAGCAGAACGAUCAUUAUUGGUGAUGUUUCAGCAGCGCUGGAAAUCAGUCAGGAAUGCUGCAGGGCACUCGAGGAUUAUGCAGAGCUGUUGUCCCUCGAAGAACAACGAGCUGAAGACGUUGCCGGGAGGAAGAUACAUCAGGAUGUGUGGGUUGUGGACCGGGAUGUAGCGACAAUGGUAGACGAGCAGUUAGAGGCUCAGGACGAGACUCCUUUGCCUAGUUCAAGCGUCUAUGUUACCGGGGAGCUAUUCAAUUUGGGCAAAUGGAUUAGACUAUCGGAGCGGUUUUUCAUGAACUCGGGUGGUCCAAGGCUAGAAGAGAAUUGGGUCAAUAUAGCCUGUGCAGACGAGGCCCCUUCCAUGACAGCAGAUGCCCUUGCGGAUUUCUAUGCUUUGACUAUUAGCGUGACCCGUCGUCUAGUUCAGUCUACCCUCUUCUUCGCUGCAUCAAGGCUCCGAAAUAUGAGGGAAACUGGAAACCGCAAAGCCCGCGUGGUAAGAUCCCGCGAUGUCAAGACCGCGCUCGACGUGCUCAAUAUGACCCACGAUCGCUUCGAUUUCUGGGUUGGUCUAGCACGGAGAUGCAGACUGCAGGUCGCAGACCUUCGUCACAAGAAAGGCUGGCAGUCACAACUCAUGGACUAUAAUGAGGUUGAAGAUCUACUGUCCGGGAAAGUACCAUUCAACGGGCCGUCUGAUGAGCGGGACUCCAGAAGCAGAUCGGGAAGUCAAUCUUCGCAUGAGGAUGCAGAUGAGUCAAUGGACGAUCAUGACAGUGAGUCCGCGGUGUCAUCGUCGGCUUCUUCAUUGCUAUCGUCGCCCGAACUGUCACCCGUCGACGAGCCAUUUUUGGAUCUGGAGGAUGAACACGCAGAGAAAAUCGAUCAGAAGAACAAUAGUUCGGAGGAACUGAGUCUCUGGAACCUCAUGGGACAGUCAGCACCGCAGGAUAUCGAAUCCCUGAGUUUGGCCAAAGAGGAAGAAUCCAAGUCAUGCAAACCGGCUGGCGAGCGUAAGCUGAAAGAAGACUUGGUUGACUGGCGUGAUAGAACACUAUAUCGAAGCGAGUGGGAGGAAUAUGGACACGAUAUACAUGAUCUCCACGAGGAUUUAUCAGAAAAUAGACGAAAAAGAAGACGUCUUGAGUCCUAUGCAAUGGCUGAGUGGUCCGCCGUCGUGCGAGAUGAAAGAGAUGAUCGAAUGGAUGAUAUGAAGAGAUUACCGGAACUUGAUCCAAACACUAUGAACGUCGAGCAGAGUGCUGAGAGAAUCCGCGGUGAUGGCGACCCUGACGGCCAGUUUGAACACGGUAACGAUGCUAUGGAUAUCGACGAUUCUGAUUCCAACGAAUCAAUUUUGAGUGCCAGCGAAGAAGCGAAGAUGAGGAUCGAGAUGGAUCGUAUUCGAUCUCCUGAUCAUAGCCUCAAAAACAAAAAUAUUCGAUUCAGUUACAACCAAGAAUCGACGGCUGAAGAUGAGUCUGAUGGCGAUGACGAUCAGAGAAAUCGAACCUCACUUGAGUUACGACAUGAAGCCGAAGUCACACCAACAGUACAAGAAGUUCCAGAAGCCGUCGUUAAGCCAGAAGUAUACGAUGUCAAUGAAAGCGAAGAAGACGAGUCUGGUUACGAGUCUGAUUCAGAUGCAUUCGACGAAGGCAUUGACACUGAACACAAACUGUCCCCACAUCAGUCCAGGUCAGGGGGAGUCUCAUUGCAUCAGGAACCUUAUUUUGCAGUCAAGGAAGAGGGUAUACAGUCGAGCAAUUGCGAAAAUUCUAAGCUUGAGCCCGAGUCCGCUUCUGGGUCUGAUUAUGAAGAGGAUAUCGACUUCGAAUACAAACCCGCAAUACACCCUCGAAAUGGAACUGAGGAUGGAGAUGUCCCUAUGAGCCCAUUGGUUAUGCCGCCUUUCAAAAAGGAGAACAUAAAAUCUAGUCAAAGUGGAGAAUCCGGUUCAGAGUACGAGACAGAGUCCGAGGUUGGAUCCGAGCACAACAGCGAUAUCCACCGCAAAGUCGUGCCUGAACAUGCCCAAAUUCGCUCACAGCCAGAUAUCAAACCGGAACUUGAGCAAUCGGGCACCGAAUCAGAUUCAUAUCUCGACCACAAUGGAUCAGACAGCGACAGCGACAGCAACUCGCAAACCGGUUCUCAGCACGGUAUCAAACUCGAUCCGCACAGCGGAGGCAGCCAUCCGGCUUCAGAUAUAGCUCCCAGAGAAUCUCCGUCUGGGUCGGAUUCGGAAUCAGAGGGUGACUCUUCUGGAGAUGAAAACUUCAGCACAGGCAAACGUUCCCGGCAAUCGCUGCAGGAGCACCCGAAGAUAGAACCCAAAAUGGAAAGGGCAGGUGAGCUGUCUAGCUCAGAUGACGAACUUCCUUUCCAGAAACGCCUUGGACGCGGGAAUUCGGGUUCCUCGUCAGAUGAAGACGAUGAGAAGAAAAGUCUCCCUUUCCAUUCCGAGCCUUUGAGUCCGGUCACCUGA
Messenger RNA from Aspergillus clavatus NRRL 1, 2988 nucleotides. RefSeq lists its product as uncharacterized. NCBI's taxonomy places the organism in Eukaryota, Fungi, Ascomycota, Eurotiomycetes, Eurotiales, Aspergillaceae. Gene Ontology annotation, biological process: nucleolar large rRNA transcription by RNA polymerase I; transcription initiation at RNA polymerase I promoter. Bases 1 to 2988 code for a protein of 995 amino acids. The record is from RefSeq and is a predicted model, not a curated record. The transcript has a single exon. Gene Ontology annotation, cellular component: RNA polymerase I upstream activating factor complex. Gene Ontology annotation, molecular function: RNA polymerase I general transcription initiation factor activity; rDNA binding.